This is a messenger RNA of Peromyscus eremicus (cactus mouse), 1936 nucleotides long. It is a transcript of the gene Mcrs1, whose product is annotated as microspherule protein 1. Gene Ontology annotation, cellular component: MLL1 complex; NSL complex; Ino80 complex. NCBI's taxonomy places the organism in Eukaryota, Metazoa, Chordata, Mammalia, Rodentia, Cricetidae. The record is from RefSeq and is a predicted model, not a curated record. Gene Ontology annotation, molecular function: protein binding; G-quadruplex RNA binding. The transcript is spliced from 15 exons. Gene Ontology annotation, biological process: positive regulation of transcription by RNA polymerase II. The coding region runs from base 224 to 1612 and encodes 462 amino acids.
CGCAGCCCCGCCUCCGUAACCCGGAAGUAGAUGAUUCUCACGGAAGCCGGCUUUGGCCCUGCGGCUGCUCCUGUCGCCGCGGAGAAAUUGUUGGAGCUGGCAGCCUAGGAAUGACUCUCUUCUCGGCGUCUAAGCUCACUUGGUCAGAAUCCUUGGAUGAGCCUGUGGGACCGGUCCUCCUAGCCCUGUGGUUUGGAGCCAGUGGCUUUGGGACCGUGAGAGGAUGGACAAAGAUUCCCAGGGGCUGCUAGAUUCAUCCCUGAUGGCAUCAGGCACCGCCAGCCGUUCAGAGGAUGAAGAGUCCCUGGCGGGGCAGAAGCGAGCCUCCUCCCAGGCCCUGGGUACUAUCCCUAAACGGAGAAGCUCUUCCAGGUUCAUCAAAAGGAAAAAAUUUGAUGAUGAGCUGGUAGAGAGCAGCCUGGCCAAAUCCUCGACCCGGGUGAAGGGAGCCAGUGGAGUGGAAUCAGGCCGCUGUUCGGGGAGCGAACCCUCCUCUAGUGAGAAGAAGAAGGUAUCCAAGGCCCCCAGUACUCCUGUGCCACCCAGCCCUGCCCCAGCCCCUGGACUCACUAAGCGUGUGAAGAAAAGCAAACAGCCACUUCAGGUGACGAAGGAUCUGGGCCGAUGGAAGCCUGCAGAUGACCUCCUACUCAUCAAUGCUGUGUUGCAGACCAAUGACCUGACGUCUGUCCACCUGGGUGUGAAGUUCAGCUGCCGCUUCACCCUCCGGGAAGUUCAAGAGCGUUGGUACGCCCUGCUCUACGACCCUGUCAUCUCCAAGCUGGCUUGCCAGGCCAUGAGACAACUGCACCCAGAAGCCAUUGCAGCCAUUCAGAGCAAGGCCCUGUUCAGCAAGGCUGAGGAGCAGCUGCUGAGCAAAGUAGGAUCGACCAGCCAGCCCACCUUGGAAACCUUCCAGGACUUGUUGCACAGACACCCUGAUGCCUUCUACCUGGCGCGUACUGCCAAGUCUCUGCAGGCCCACUGGCAGCUCAUGAAACAGUAUUACCUACUCGAGGAUCAGACAGUGCAGCCGCUGCCUAAGGGGGACCAAGUGCUAAACUUCUCUGACGCAGAGGACCUGAUUGACGACAGUAAGCUCAAGGACAUGCGAGAUGAAGUCCUGGAGCAUGAGCUGACAGUGGCUGACCGGCGCCAGAAACGGGAGAUCCGGCAGCUGGAGCAGGAGUUGCAUAAGUGGCAGGUUCUGGUGGACAGCAUCACAGGCAUGAGCUCUCCGGACUUCGACAACCAGACUCUGGCCGUGUUGCGGGGCCGCAUGGUGCGAUACCUAAUGCGCUCUCGUGAGAUCACCCUGGGCAGAGCAACCAAGGACAACCAGAUCGAUGUGGACCUGUCUCUAGAAGGUCCAGCCUGGAAGAUCUCCCGAAAGCAAGGUGUCAUCAGGCUGAAAAACAAUGGUGACUUCUUCAUUGCCAAUGAGGGCCGGCGGCCCAUCUAUAUUGAUGGCCGGCCUGUGCUGUGUGGCUCCAAGUGGCGGCUUAGCAACAACUCUGUGGUGGAGAUCGCCAGCCUGCGAUUCGUCUUCCUCAUCAACCAGGACCUCAUCGCCCUCAUCCGGGCUGAGGCUGCCAAAAUCACACCACAGUGAUUUUGCCCGGGUAGCAGAAACCAGGGCAUUCUCUGGCCUCAGUUUCCCCUGUCAUUCCAGCUCCCUUGAGCUGGGAACUCAGGCUCCUGAAAAACCCUUCCACCCAGAGUGGGUAGUGGAGGCCCAACUGCUGGCCCAUUGAUUUGAGCCGCGGAGGCAAGGUGGGAUCACCACGGGGAAGCCAGGAGAGGCUGGGACCCCUGUGCCUCCCCAGAGCCAGAGCCCCCACCAUUGCCACAUCACUCCUGUGUCUCCUUGGAUCAGCUUUAGACUCCUCCUUUUUUGUUUUCUUUUUGUAAAUAAAACGCACCAAGUUCCAAAGUA